AUGUGCAAAAUCGCAAAGGAUUCCUACAGCGAACAAUUCACCAACCGCACAAGUUUGCACACAAAUAUUGAAGUUCAAGCGGAAGAGGUGGACAAGGAAAUCGAAGAAGCGCUUCGCAAGUCGCCACUAGCACAUAUCGAAAUCGCUUAUGAUCAGCUUCGGCAUGCCAUUAAAACAUUAACGGACAAAAGUUCCUGUGGUCUAGAUGGAGUAUCAAACAAGAUACUCAAACUUUUACCACCAAAUCAUGUGACAACAGUCCACUCAUGUAUGAACAAUUUUGCAGGUACAUUGAAAACACCUGCUAACUGGCACAUUGCUCGAAUGAUCUUGCUGUCGAAAACCAAAUUAAAAAAAUCUAUGAAACUCGGCCUAUCUCAUUACUGUCGUGCUUCUCACAGAUCUACGAAAAAUGUUUUAUGA
Adineta ricciae is the source of this 423-nucleotide messenger RNA. Lineage: Eukaryota; Metazoa; Rotifera; Eurotatoria; Adinetida; Adinetidae. The record is from the annotation of a GenBank genome assembly.